Molecule: messenger RNA, 2922 nt
Organism: Symbiodinium necroappetens
Lineage: Eukaryota; Dinophyceae; Suessiales; Symbiodiniaceae
Source: the annotation of a GenBank genome assembly
AUGCUUCGCUAUGCGAAGCGCCUCUCUUUUGCAUUUCAGGGCGUUUCUACUGCAUUUGCGACCUUGCAACCUUCAAGUUCCCUGGGAGCUGAAGGCCAUCAAAAGCCAGCUGACCGCCACGGGACUGCUCCGCUUGCGACGCGUCGCGUGGGCGAUGGAAAGGAGGUUGUCAAGGUGACUUGCACCUUCACCGACAAGGCGUUGCUCGAAACUGGGCACCUGCGCGCGGACCUGGAAGACCUGGACCUAGGCGAGGGUUGCAUGAGCAUGGAGUAUGCCGCUCUUCUUGCGAACCUCCUCUGCUGCGAGACCUCCUCGACAAACCUGAAGGCCUGCGUUUGCAGGCUGAUCAUCGCCGAUGAGGACAUCGGCCAGAACGGCCAGGCCACCGUCUUGGCGGAUGGGCUCAUGCAGCUGCUCUGGAGAGGCGCGCCCUUCCUGGUGACCUACGCCUGUGCUGCCCUGGUGAACCUCUGCCAGGGCCAUGAAGUUGUUCGAAGUCAUCUCAUUCACAACGACGUCAUCCCGCUCUGCAAGCAUAACAUCAGGACAUAUGAUAACGACCUGGUGCUGUACUCGCUCAUGGUUCUGGUUCAGUUGACAAAGAGGUCCAAUCAUCGUGCGUCCGUGGAGCGGUACGGGCUUCUGGAGUUCUGCACCGGCCUGCUGCACUCGCUCCAUGCCCAAACAGAGACGAGGUGGCGGGUGCUGGCCGAGCUCUGCAACAUCCUGGGCCAGCUCUUCGCCGACGAGGCGUCGAGGGAGGCUGCAGCCGCACCAGAGAGUCAGGUCUUCGAUUUCCUGAUGACACUCAUGGAGUCUUCCGUCUCCCAAGGUGUGUCGCCGCUGCCUGACUGGAGCAUCAAGCUUCAGAGCAAGGUGCUGCUCGCUUUGCGCUCUCUUUGCCAAGUGUCGGCAUUGCGCAGGGAGCAGGUCUGUGACCACGUGAGCAAGCCUCUGCCCAAGCUCUUGUCGGCGCUGGGGAACCAGGCGAACCUGGAGCAUGCGGAUUGGAUGAACCAGGCUGUGCUGCUCUGCUCGGCAAUGAGCACCACGAGGGAGCACCUCGUGGACCUGAAGGAGGCUGGCUGGGAGCAGGCCUAUCCGGUGAUGAGCACUUGCCAGACUGCGGCUGAGCGCGACCUUCUCCGAGAGAGGAUGAUGGUCAUCAGCAAUGCGAUUGCCACGCUUGCAGUUCAGCACUUGAACCACUUGAACCACUUGGCGAAGCCUUUGAGGCCCUCUGUAGGCGGAUCGCGGCUGCUCGCGGACUUGCGGCCUGCGGCUCGGAGGAUGCCGCUCUACGAGGAGAAGUUCAUCUGCCCGUUCUCCAUCCGCUUUUCGCAGGCUCGGAUACGGCCCACCUUCCAGGAUGGAAGGGAGGUGGAGGCAUCGAUGGAGCAGAUUUCGGCUGUCUCGUGUCCAGAAGGACCUCUACAACAGAGAUACGAUGUCCUUCUGAGGGCACCCUUUCCACCCAUCGAGAUCAUUCGAUGGUGGCCCAAGCUGCGUGAGGAGGAUGGUGAGACCCUCCUGGAUGAGAACGGCAAGACCAUCCUAGGAGAACCGUGCUGGUUCACCUUCGACAACCGAAGGUUGUACUGCCUGCAGGCAGCAGCCAUCAAGAAUUGGCCUUCUCGAACGGCUGCAGUGGUGCACGUCAUGCAUGAUCUACCCGUGUCCAAGUGCGCGCCCAAGAAGUUCCGCACCACCGAUCUGGGCUGCUCCGUUCGCAUCUCGCGGAGGGACGAUGUUGUGCCGAAAGCCACUUGGACCUGGAUGGAGGCAGCAGGCGCGAUCGAUCGGGAGUCUGAGGACUAUAGGAAGGCCAUGGAAGCCAUCUUUGCAGACGGGAACAAGGAGCACUGGUCAGAGCUGCUGGAUGUUCCGGCGAACUUCACACGUGAGGAUGGUGUCAACGACGAGGAGUAUCAGCUGUACCGGCCGAAAUUCGACGAGGAGGCGGACCCCACGGUGAACACGAGGACCGCCCGGCGGAUUCUGAAAGCUGGUGGCUGCCGCGUGAGCCGAGGAGGCACCGAAGCCCAGGCAGCUGCAGCGACAGUUGCUGCAGCGGCUGCCGCAGCCGCAAAAGCCUCGGCCAUGUCGACAAAGCGUUCGAAGGAAAGCAGCGGCAGGCCGGAGGAAGCGACGGAAGCGGAGACGGAGACGUGGGCUCCGAGCGGGGCCACGGCCCAGUUCGCUUCCGCGAGCUCCAAGGACGCGGCUGCCUACGACGGCUCAGGCUACUUCGAGGAAUCCGAGUACGGCGGGGAUUUCAAUUUGUACCAGCUUGCCGCAGCCGCUGCCGCUUACAAUGGGGCUGCACAAGCAUCGCUCGCAUGGCAGUUCCAACAGCAAAUGAUGCACAACAUGCAGAUGCAACAGUUCCAGCAGCAGCGCCUCCAGCAGUUGCGGGAUCUGCGACAGAAAGAGAAGAAGAAGGCGCAGCAGGCGCAGCAGCAGGCGCAGCAGCAGGCGCAGCAGCAGGCGCAGCAGCAGGCCCAGCAGGCCCAGCAAGCUCUGCUGGCCCUGGCGGCCAAGUCCCUUCCAAAGGCCGCGGCCAAGGCAGCUGCCAAGGCCCCAAGCAGCCCACCAUGCCCACCUUCCAUCUCAGAGGUCGGAUCCACACUUCGGAAGACCGUGAACGGGGCCAGCGGCCUCACGAACCUCACGACUCUAAGCCCCGGCGCCGGGGCCACCAAAGGAGUCUCGAGCGGGAGCGGGCUGCUGGCACCGGCUCCAGCAGCGGGCGACGUUGGCUCCCUCCUCAUGGCCUCUACCCAGGCGAGCAGCACGGCCACGCCGGCCUCCCCCGUGAGCUCGUCUUCUGCAGCGCCCUCGCAACCAUCGCAGCCGGGGCUGCUGGACUCGAAGGUGCCAGCGCAGCAAGAGGAGGAUGUCGACUGCAAUCAGCAAUGA